UCUCCGCUUCACUCCUCCAUUAGGGUCUCAAAUUUUCCUCUUUAUUCUCCAAAAAACCCUACCAAGAUUCAAUCUUUUUGAUCAAAAAACAAGAAAAAACCAAAACCCAAGUCAUGAAAUUUCAAUUAGAAGACAUAACAGUUUACUUCCCAUAUGACAACAUAUACCCAGAACAAUACUCAUACAUGUUAGAACUCAAAAGAGCUUUAGAUGCAAAAGGCCAUUGUCUUCUUGAAAUGCCAACAGGAACUGGAAAAACCAUAGCUUUACUUUCUUUAAUCACAAGUUACAGACUUUCAAAACCCUCAAGCCCAAUUAAGCUUCUUUAUUGUACAAGAACUGUACAUGAGAUGGAAAAAACAUUAGCUGAGCUUAAAUUACUGUAUAAUUAUCAGUUACAGCAGUUCGGGCCGGGGGCCCGAAUGUUGGCAAUCGGGCUUUCGUCUAGGAAGAAUUUGUGUGUGAAUCCAAAUGUGGUUUCUGCUGAGAAUAGAGAUUCUGUUGAUGCUGGUUGUAGGAAAUUGACUGCUAGUUGGGUUAGAGCACUUGCUAUUGAAAACCCUAAUGUUCCUACUUGUUCAUUUUUUGAGAAUUAUGAUGCUGCUGAUAAGGCUGGUACUUCCACUUUGCCUGCUGGCGUUUAUACGUUGCAGGAGUUAAGGAUGUACGGUAAGGAAAAAGGUUGGUGCCCAUACUUUUUAGCGCGGCAUAUGGUGCAGCAGGCAAAUGUUGUGGUUUAUAGCUACCAAUACCUGCUUGAUCCCAAGGUUGCUGGUAUUAUAUCAAAGGAGAUGGAGAGAGAGUGUGUCGUGGUGUUUGAUGAGGCCCAUAAUAUAGACAAUGUAUGCAUUGAGGCACUUAGUGUUAGUGUGAGGAAGCAGACACUUGAAGGGGCAACAAGGAAUCUCAGUAGGAUGUCUCAGGAAAUUGAAAGGCUGAAGGCCACUGAUGCUGGUCGAUUGCGAGCAGAGUAUAAUCGUCUUGUUGAGGGUCUAGCACAAAGACUGCCUGCUCAGGAUGUAUGGCUUGCUAAUCCUGCCUUGCCCGAUGACAUCAUGAAGGAAGCGGUGCCUGGAAAUAUAAGGCGAGCAGAGCACUUCUUAUCUGUUUUGCGAAGAUUUGUCCAGUAUCUUAAAGGGCGUCUUGACACUGAAAAUGUGGAAAAGGAGGGUCCUGUUGCCUUUGUUGCUUCUAUUACUACACAAGUUGGAAUCGACCAAAAGAUGUUGAAAUUUUGUUAUGAUAGGCUUCACUCUCUUAUGUUAACCCUGGAGAUAACUGAUACAGAUGAGUUUCUGCAUGUGCAAACUAUUUGUGACCUUGCAACGUUGGUAGGGACGUACUCUCGGGGCUUUUCAAUUAUAAUUGAACCUUUUGACGAGAGAAUGCCACAUAUUCCUGAUCCGGUCCUUCAGCUUACCUGUCAUGAUGCUUCUCUCGCCAUAAAGCCCGUUUUUGAACGAUUCCAGUCUGUUGUUAUUACCUCCGGGACCCUUAGUCCAAUUGAUCUCUACCCGCGUCUUCUCAAUUUCAAUCCGGUAGUUAGUCGAAGCUUCAAGAUGUCUUUGACAAGGGAUUGCAUAUGCCCAAUGGUCCUUACACGGGGAAGUGAUCAGCUUCCAGUAAGCACAAAGUAUGAUCUGAGAAGUGAUCCUGGUGUCGAGAAAAAUUAUGGGAAGCUUUUGCUAGAAAUGGUGUCUGUCGUUCCAGAUGGCGUUGUCUGUUUCUUUGUCAGUUACUCUUAUAUGGAUGGAAUCGUCAAUAGUUGGCAUGAAUCAGGAAUAUUAAAGGAUGUAAUGCAACAUAAACUGGUAUUCAUUGAGACCCAGGAUGUUGUAGAGACUACAUUGGCUUUGGAUAAUUAUCGCAGGGCUUGUGAUAGUGGGAGGGGUGCUGUUUUCUUCUCUGUUGCUAGGGGAAAAGUAGCUGAAGGUAUAGACUUUGAUAGACACUACGGCAGGCUUGUGAUCAUGUUUGGUGUUCCUUUCCAAUAUACACUAAGCAGAAUAUUACUUGCACGAUUGGAGUAUCUUAGGGAGACUUUCCAGAUAAAAGAGGGCGAUUUUCUUACCUUUGAUGCUUUGAGGCAAGCUGCUCAAUGUGUGGGGCGAGUUAUCCGUUCGAAGGCAGAUUAUGGCAUGAUGAUUUUUGCUGACAAAAGAUAUAGCCGUCAUGAUAAGCGGUCUAAGUUGCCUGGAUGGAUACUUUCUCAUUUACGGGAUGCUCACUUGAACUUGAGUACAGACAUGGCCGUGUAUAUAGCAAAAGAGUUCUUGAGGAAAAUGGCUCAGCCAUAUGAUAAGAACGGUGCAUUGGGCAAGAAAACUCUAUUGUCACAAGAAGACUUGGAGAAUAUGAUCACUGGCCCUGAUGGAGAGAUGUUGCUUUAGGUGCCAGUACUCAGGCAAAACUUUUUGGUGAGAAACCAAUUUUGUUCUACGCUCCUGGAAUUUUCGGUGUUUUAUAUGCUGAGCAGCAACGUUACUAUAGUGUGGCUGCAUCGUUCAAGUUUUCCCACAGUUUGAAGGUUUGGUGAAAAUGGAGCUCUGAUUUUUGUUACAGCUUUGCAGCAACCUUCAGAUGUGGCCUAAGUCGAUACUUUUAGAGCAGAUUUCAUUUAACGAUCAGAAACCAUUGGAACGUUGAUGCAAAUUUGUACAAUUUCGGAUCAAUGUAACUCUCUUGGUUUUUUAGAAGUCGGAAUAGGUUUUAGGUUGAACAUAGCAUGGAUGUCGCGAGCCUAUUGGCGGAGAAGAUGUAUUUAUUUUCUACAUAAGCUGGGUUGUGCAAAGUCUGUUCAUGCAUAAUGUAACAGUGUAACUUGAGGUCUCAGUUUGAGUUUUAGGCAAAAUGAAAAUUCUGUUGACCAAAAUUUUUAUGCAUAUAAACACAAAUGUAUGUGGUGUUGAGUUUUACUUUUAUUUCCAAUUUGAUGUUUUUUUUGUAUUA
Molecule: messenger RNA, 2949 nt
Organism: Nicotiana attenuata
Lineage: Eukaryota; Viridiplantae; Streptophyta; Magnoliopsida; Solanales; Solanaceae
Product: DNA repair helicase XPD
Exons: 12
Coding region: 114-2390 (758 amino acids)
Biological process (GO): positive regulation of mitotic recombination; transcription by RNA polymerase II; nucleotide-excision repair
Cellular component (GO): nucleus
Molecular function (GO): DNA helicase activity; damaged DNA binding; ATP binding
Source: RefSeq, a predicted model, not a curated record